AUGGACGACCUCACCACAGAGCUUACCGAGCGCUUCGAGCGCUACUGCGACAUGAAGGGGGAUCAGUUCCCCUCUGACGUCCUCGCUGAAUUACAAUCGAUGUCGCGGUUAUACUCCAUCUCACCCGAGGAACUGGACUUCAAAUGGCAGGCAUACAACAUGAAGAUGGGUGGAGAAGAGAACAAGAUGGAUGUGAAGACAGCACGGGACUUCAAGAAAACCAUACAAGAUGCAUUGGAACGCGAAAGCAGAGGGAAGGCACAGCAAAGAAAUGAACCCAAGCGGGGUCAGCCAACACCAAGAGCGAAGGGUGGGGACAUGUAUGACAUGCUAGAGGGACUCGUACCAGGCACACCACAUCGGCCCGCACCCAGUGGCGCCAAUGGAAGUACAGUAAAGCGCAAAGCCAAUUUCAACACACCAGGAGGAAAGGCCACCAAGGCACAUGAGAUGAGUACUCCUGGUGGUGGCAUGACACCAAAAGCUGAAACUCCAGGUGGACCUGUCUUUGACUUUGCUUCCCGUACCAAUGCGAACGACAUCACCGAGCAGUUUGUGCAAGGCGACAUUUCUAUUCCAGAACCACCAUCGGAAGAACCGAAGGAACCCCGCAUCAAACUCAAGGCCAACACAGACAUGUCCAAGUUCUCAUAUCGCACCAUGGCCAUGAAGCUGUCGGAAGCGUCUGAGGUCUUGGAUGAUAGGAUCGACGAAUUCCGUGAUCUUCUCAGGGACACUGCAGGUCUGGACGAAAGUGCAUUCGGAAACCCAAACUACCCAUCUCCGAGCGAGAUUAUCGCAGUAGGAAGGAUAGCAAAUGAUACGAGCGAAGGCAGGCUCAAUACAGCUUCAAUUGUACUCGAAGGCUCCCGGAGACAUGGCUCAGGGCGUCGUGUACCGCUGAACGUGGAGGGGCUAUCGUCAUACGAUUUCUUUCCCGGUCAGAUUGUUGCUCUGCGUGGCACCAACGCUUCAGGAGACUCGUUUGUAGUGUCUGAAGUCCUCCCCCUUCCACUUCUGAACCCACCAGCCACGAAACCCGAAGAGCUAGAUGUCAUCAACGCGCGAUACCUCGAUACCCCAGAUUCUGAUCCUGACAACGUCCGACCUCUGACCAUCAUGAUUGCUUCUGGCCCCUACACUACUGAUCAGAACCUCGACUUUGCGCCAUUGCAUACCUUUCUUGACAAUGCUGCCGAAGCAUAUGCAGAUGCCAUCAUCCUGGUGGGCCCAUUCCUCGAUGCUGAGCAUCCUCAAAUUCGGUCAGGAGACUUUGAUGUACCACCAAACGCAAGCCCAGACCAGGCCACCAUGACGGAUCUGUUCAGAUACCAUGUCUCCAGCGCUAUUCAGAACUUCAACAAACGUGUACCAACCUGCCAGGUUCUGCUGGUUCCUAGCUUACGAGAUGCACAUCACCACCAUGCUGCAUUUCCCCAAGACAAGUUCAUCAAGAAGGAGCUCGGCCUGGGUGCUGCAGGAAAGAUGGUUCAAUGUGUCACCAACCCAAUGACUGUCAGUAUGAAUGAGAUGACCGUGGGUAUGUCCUCGAUCGAUAUCCUAGAUAUGCUGCGUAGAGAAGAGCUAGCAGGCGGCAAGGCACGAACCACCAACAUCUACGAACGAUGCGCCCGCAACGUUAUCGAGCAGCGAAGUUUUCUGCCUCUGUUCCCGCCAACUGGAAGGGAGAAGCAGCAAUUCAUGCCAGCACCAAUUGAGCAGAAGGCCAUGAAGAGUAAUGCAGCGAACGGUGAGCAGAAAGAGGGCGAAGAACCAGAAUUGGACCAAGCACCGAGCCCAUUCCUUCCUCUGGGCACCAUGCUCGAUACAAGCUAUCUUAAGCUGGGUGAGAUGCUGAAUGUACGACCUGACAUACUCAUCACGCCUAGUGUGCUUCAAGGCACAGUCAAGGUUGUGGAGUCGGUACUUGUCAUCAAUCCUGGCACCUUGGCUAAACGCCGUGCGGCAGGAACAUAUGCGCGCGUUAUUGUUCAGCCUGCUGUUGUCAGUGAAUCAGAAAGGGAGAAAGGCAAGCGCACAGAUAUAAAGGAAACGCACGAGCGUCCUAGUCGACCAAAGCAGAAUUCGCUCGUCCCCAGCACUUCGAGUCACAGUGCUCAAUACCUCGCUGCAUCACGACGACAUAUACACGACUCAGCCGGCGGCCUCAAAGAGUACGACCCCGAAUUCUCGAUGGCGCCUAAGCGUAAGUCUACAGAAGCCACCGCCGAGUUGGAUAGUCCAGUGAAGAAGACGAGGUCUACAAAAAAAGAAGUCUACUCUUCUCAGCAAAAGGCUGCGAUUCAGCAAUUCAUCAGCUUCACUAAUCUCGACCGGAACACCGCGAUAAGGGCGCUGAAGAGCCAUGGCUGGGAUGCGCAGAAUGCCGUGAACGCUUACUACAGCGGCAACAGCGGCGGCGGUGCGCAAGCUUCAUCCGCAGCAAAGGCAAACCUGACCAAGCUCUUCGAUCGGUACCAAGAGGCUGGCGCACCCGACAAGGAUAUUGUUGGCGUAGAGGGUACCAUGCGGUACUUCGAGGAAACGGGCGUCGAUGCCGAAGGCCUAGAGGCGUUGGCUGCUCUUGAGAUUGUGCAGGCGCCUACUAUGGGCGAAAUGAGCCGCGAUGGCUUCGUCAAGGGUUGGUCAGAACGCAGUUGCGAUGCCGUCGACAAGCAGAAGGCGUACCUGAAAAAUGUCAAGAGCGAGCUGUCUGACAACAAAGAGCUCUUUACACGCAUCUACAAAUACACAUUCACCAUUGCCAAACCCACAGAUCAGAGAGCUGUUCCACUCGAGAUGGCCGCCGUAUAUUGGGAGUUGCUCUUCAGCUCACCCCUGUCGGCAGUCAAGUGGUCGAGCCCCAAUACGCCAUGGUUGAGCUGGUGGAUCGAGUUUCUCAACACAUCGUGGAAGAAGAGCGUCAACAAGGACAUGUGGAACGAGACGCUCAAGUUUGCACAGCUCUCACUAGCCGAUGAGUCGAUGAGCUUCUGGAACGAGGAGUCUUCAUGGCCUUCCGUCAUCGACGACUUUGUCGAGUUUGUCAAGAAGGACAAGCGCGGUGGGCCACGGCAUAAGCGAGCUGCACUAGCGUCUUCCACUGUGGUGCGGCGCCUUCGCAAAAUCCAUCCAACGCCAACUUUUGACGACACCCCACGACAACUAACCACACAGCAGUCAAAGUGCGUAUACCUCGAGGAAUGCUGCUGUAGCUCUACUGACCGCAGCCAGAUGGUCGCCGCUAAGAAGCAUGUCCCGAUCGUGAAGAAGCACCGCAAGCGGUUCAACCGCCACCAGUCGGACCGCUUCAUGUGCGUUGACCCCUCAUGGCGCAAGCCUAAGGGUAUCGACAACCGCGUCCGCAGGCGGUUCAAGGGCCAGGCUGCUAUGCCCAAGAUCGGAUACGGCUCCAACAGGAAGACCCGCCACAUGAUGCCCUCCGGCCACAAGGCUUUCGUUGUCAACAACGUCGCCGAUGUUGACCUUCUCCUCAUGCACAACGCCACUUUCGCCGCAGAGAUCGCCCACGCUGUAUCAGCACGAAAGCGCAUCGAAAUCAUUGCCAGGGCGAAGCAGAUCGGUGUCAAGGUUACCAACGGCAAGGCCCGCGUUAAGACCGAGUCGUAG
This is a messenger RNA of Alternaria burnsii, 3630 nucleotides long. RefSeq names its product dna polymerase alpha 70 kda subunit. Gene Ontology annotation, biological process: DNA replication; DNA replication initiation; translation. Bases 1 to 3630 code for a protein of 1209 amino acids. NCBI's taxonomy places the organism in Eukaryota, Fungi, Ascomycota, Dothideomycetes, Pleosporales, Pleosporaceae. The transcript is spliced from 13 exons. The record is from RefSeq and is a predicted model, not a curated record. Gene Ontology annotation, molecular function: structural constituent of ribosome; DNA binding; protein binding. Gene Ontology annotation, cellular component: alpha DNA polymerase:primase complex; ribosome.